This is a messenger RNA of Gaeumannomyces tritici R3-111a-1, 978 nucleotides long. RefSeq lists its product as hypothetical. The transcript is spliced from 2 exons. NCBI's taxonomy places the organism in Eukaryota, Fungi, Ascomycota, Sordariomycetes, Magnaporthales, Magnaporthaceae. The record is from RefSeq and is a predicted model, not a curated record. Bases 1 to 978 code for a protein of 325 amino acids.
AUGGGCGCCAGAACCGGCAUCGCCCUCAAGGGGCUGCAAUGGUUCCUCAGAGGCGUGCAGUUCCUAUCGGCCACCAUCAUCUUCGGCAUCUACUGUUACUUCCUCGGUACCCUCAACGGCCGCAAUAUCGAGGUUCCCGACUGGAUUCGCGCCGUUGUGGGCAUUACCGGCUCCGCCUGCUUGUACUCGGGCGUCGGCCUGCUUUUGCUUUGCUGGAUAGCCGGCCGCAAGUUUACCUCCUUUCUCGCCAUCCUUCUCGACGUCGCCUUCGCCGCCGCCUUCAUCUUCGUCGCCGUGUCCAACAAGGGCGGCGCCGGCUCGUGUGACGGAGCCCUCUCCACCCCGUUUGGUGACGGCGACGCCAACAGCAGCCGCGCCGACGGCAUCCCCAACUACCGCACGGCCUGCAAGCUCCAGAGCGCAUGCCUCGCCAUCGCUGUUGUCGCCCUUGUAUUCUUCGUCUUCUCCGCCAUCACCGAGGUCGCGCUGGGCCGCCACCACCACAAGGAGAACAGGAUCGGACCGUCUCCGGAUAAUGGGUACACGUCGGGCUACGGCAGCAAGGGCGGCAUCCUGGGCUUCCUCAGGCGCUCCGGCACCACCAAGACCACGGGCUCCAACAUGCUGCCGAAGCACGCCACGCCCGCCGACAUGCGCGAGCCCGCCGGCCGCGAGAGCUACGCCACCGAGCAGACCGCCGUCACCGAGCCGUCACCCGUCCACGCCUCGCACCACAACCCCAGCCGAGAUCCCGCCCCGGUCCCGUUCUACCCCAACAGGUACGGAGAGGUGACGACGGGCGACGACGCGCUGCCCAUGAACACGGCCAGCUCGGCCAGCACCAACCCGUACGACACGGGCGCUCCCGGGCCGUAUCCUGGCUCGUACAGCCGGCCGAGGCUGUCCGAAGACAACCGUGCCCCGGCGCGGCAGUACCCGGCCGGCUAUAGGUAUUCGGACGGUGUCUACGACGCUUGA